UAAGAGGACAUACCACGCUAAACCAUCGUAAAUUUGUUUUUUACUACAAAACUCACAAAACUCUAGGAAAUAGAGUGCACGAAAUCUUGCAUGACGCCAUUUGUUGGUAUGGCCUCUUAUUUACGACGUUUUUUAACCAAUCAGCGCGCGAGAAAAUUUACAAUUGUGGUAAAAAUAGAGCUAUAUGCGAGCAAACGUCUGAAUAUCUGCUGAAUUCCUGUAUUAUUUUCCCAUUUCAUAUAAAUUUUUAGCCCUUAUUAUAAGUAAUUAUGGAUUAUGCAAGCACUCUUCAGCAGUUUAAGUCGAUUGAAGAUUUUAGAAAGCUUAAAAUAGAUCGUUUGAAAGCCAUUUUAAGGGGACACAAUUUACCGAUCAGUGGCAAGAAAGAAGACUUGGCACUGCGCUGCUAUGUCAUCGUCGAAAGAGAUCAAAAAAAGGAUGACUUGAACAUUUCUAUUUCUAAAGAAAACCAGCAACCAUUGAAAUCUGAUUGCACGUACGAACAGAUAAUAAGGGACGCUACAGGAUGCAUUUGGAAGAAAGAUCUCCGUGAACUUCCCAUGUUUACAUUUGUGCAGCUGUAUGACUAUUUGGUGCUAAAAACGUCAAAAUAUAACAAUGCUGCUCUGACCAGUUGUGGCUAUAAAAAGCUAAAAGCUUUUCAAUUUUUUAAGGAAGGGCAUAUCAAGGACCUGCAGCUUUGUUUUAAAGGAGACUUGAUUUAUGUGAAAGCAGAGGUUCUUGCUUCGAUGAAAUCAGAAAAAUACAAGUCUGUUGUUGUCUUCGACCGAAGAACAAGCAAUAUUGUCAAAGCCGCUUGCAAGUGUCCAGCAGGAAGAGGAGAAAAUGGCUUGGGAAGAUGUAACCAUGUUGGUGGAGUCAUAUUUGCCAUUGAAGACUUCGCACGUUCUGGUCUGAGUAAGCAUAAACAGCCAAUUUCCUGCACCUCUCGCUUGUGUAACUGGAACGUUCCCAGGAAUAUGCAUGUGGACCCAAAACCAGUUGACAGGAUUCUUCUAAAGAAAAUAACCUAUGGAAAGAAAAGACCCUCAAGCCCAAAGAUCACUUCAUAUGACCCCCGCGCUCCUUCAGAUAGGUCCAUAAAUGUUGAAGCCUUGCRUAAACUAGGAGAACACUUGUCAACCUGUCUUGCAAGCAGUAGUUUUUUCCUCUUCCAUGACAUURAAUCAAAGGUAGUGCCAAACUGUAAGGAUGUGGAAAUAGAAAGCAUUUGUGAAACAGUACCAGAAUGUGCUGAGGUUUCUGCAGAAAGUAGUGAGGAAAAGCCUGUACCAUUCAAUGACUCUUAUGACAUUAACAGUAAACAGUUCAAAGAAAUGAUUGACUUACAUGUAAGUGCUCAGACAAUAACAGAUGAAGAAGUUUCCGAUUUGGAGUCAUUGACAAGGGGACAAAGUGAAAAUGAGGAAUGGCAUAAUCUCAAGAGAAUCAAACUUACAGCAUCCAAUUUCAAGAGUGCAGCAAUCAGGGUAAAAGAGCCUGAUGCCUUACUUAAGAGGAUAAUGUACCUUGAAAAUGACAGUACUACUAUUCCUUCAUUGGAGUAUGGUAGGACUCAUGAACAAGAGGCAGUUGACUGUUAUAUUGCUUAUAAAUGCAUGGCUGGGAAUAAUGGAUUGUGUGUUUGGGAAGUGGGAACUAUGAUAUCAAAACAAAGGCCUGGCUUCGGUGCAAGCUUGGAUAGAAUGGUUUAUGACCCAUUGGCAAGUACUAAGAAAGGAGGUUUGGAGGUGAAAUGCCCUUAUGCUAAAAGAGGAAUGACAGUAGAUGAAGCCUGUCAAGAUGAUAAAUUCUACCUCACUAUUCAUGAUAGUCAACCUGGGCUUAACAAGGGACAUGCAUAUUAUUAUCAAGUCCAAGGUCAGAUGUUUGUUUGCGAACUUGAUUGGGUUGACUUUGUAGUGUGGUUUGGAAAUGAUGUACUUUUUGUUGAAAGGAUCUCAUUUGACAGAGAUUGGUGGUUGAAAGAGGCCCUACCUGCUUUGGAUUAUUUUUAUACAAGUGCAUUUUAUCCAGAGGUUCUUACCAGAAGGGUAGAGAGAGGUGUCAGCCUCUACCUGCAUGGUGGUUGGUCAAGCUACAGAAAACUGAAGAAACCAGAUCGAGGACUUUAAUUGCAGUUAGGAAUGAUUCCUAGUCCUUAUUAUUUAAGAAUAUGACUUUAUUUUGAUAAUACUUUCACAUUGCAAGACGUCAUCAAUAAAUUUUUAUCAAUAUAUAAAUUAAAAUACUAAUAUAAUAGUCCACCAAGCAUGAGUGCCAAGAUUUCAGCUUGUUAUUUUUUUUAAAAUUUUUAACCAGAAAUUCCAUCAAUUUUUCUGACAAAUAUUUAAUAGAGUAAAGGCAAUAUUCACCUGGGAAACCAAAAAUGAUAUGCUAUGUUUGUGAUAGUUUAACAAACGCAUUCUUGAAAAUAGUAUAUCUAGUUACUUAGUCUAUAGUCAACUAAAGGAAAAUAAAACCUAUGAAAAGCUUCAUAAUUAUUAAAUACC
This is a messenger RNA of Actinia tenebrosa (Australian red waratah sea anemone), 2513 nucleotides long. RefSeq lists its product as uncharacterized. NCBI's taxonomy places the organism in Eukaryota, Metazoa, Cnidaria, Anthozoa, Actiniaria, Actiniidae. The record is from RefSeq and is a predicted model, not a curated record.